UGUGAUCCACAACAUAAUGCAAACAACGCAUACAACGCAGUUGACGUGACCUCCUUUUUCCUAUCUCCUAAAUGGCUGCCUAGAUCUACUGAAUGUUGAGAUUCAUAUAUUUAGAUUCAUAUGUUUUACCUCAAGUUCUAGAACUUAUACUACUCGCACUAUGCAUCUUGACAUUCGGCCUCAUUGAGGCCUAGCUUCGCUAUGCGCCUGGCUGCUGUACUCCAUCUUGUUGUCUCCUCCAGGGUUGUUUCUGGUCGCGCGUUUCAGCAGCGUCGACCAAUCGCUCCGGAGGGUCAAUAUGUUAUCGGGAACGGCGUGUCAGGCCAUCAUCGACGACCGCCACUCCCUAUCCCCUCGGGCUCAUCCGAGGACAUUGGCUCAGUAACCGGCUUUAUUGCUUUGGGUGAUUCCUACAGUGCUGGAAUUGGCACCGGUGUAGAUGGCAAGGAGGAUGACUGUCGACAUGGUUUAGGUGCUCAUAGUGUUUUAAUUGCUUCCGAUUUGUUGGCCGACGAAGACGGACGGAAUUCUACGACGUUCCAAUUUUUAUCUUGUACAGGAGCCACGACCCAAGAGAUUCUGUCCAGUCGUGACGGCAGUCAUGAUAGCCAGAUAGACGCUUUCAACGCUUCACUACCAGUAGACUUUGCACUGUUGUCAAUCGGCGGGAACGAUCUGGGCUUCUUUGACGUAAUGAAUGCGUGUGUGUUUCGCUUCUACAACUUCUACUCUGGUACCUGCGAGACGGCGCUUAAGAACACACGGGACCAGAUCGAGAGCGAUGAAUUCGAGCACCGUCUGGAGAUAAUCAUCAUGGAAAUCCUCGAUAAAGUCCGUUGGGAGAAGAAGCCCUCGUUCACAAUUACGGUUACGGGAUACGCCCGGUUCUUUAACGAUGUCACCGACGACUGCGACGAGAUGAGCUUUGGUGUCUGGUGGCGCGGGCCGAAGCUGAAAAAGGACUUGAGGAUUCAGAUGAAUACGAUGGUACUCACAGUCAACGCCAAGAUCCGUAAGACCAUCAACACGAUAAACUCGCGGUUUACCAAAGAUAAGGUCAUAUUUAUUGAUUAUGACAAGGGGUUUGAUGGUCAUCGGUUCUGCGAGGAGGGUGUGAAAGAGCCUGAUUACGACCGUAGAGAUACGUGGUUUUUCCUCGUAGGCGGCCCGGAUAACGCCAGAAACGGAACCCGAUCAAAUCAUGUAUCUGACCUUCAGACUUUGCCCCCAACAUCGGCUCUGGUUGACCCAUUAUCGUGUCUUGAUCCAGCGCAAGCAUCUGGGGAUUGGGGCCGAUUGGCUUUGUGUUAUAUGGCUAUGGCAAAGCAUCAAGACCCGAGCUUGCAGCUUGCCCGCGGAGACUUCGUUGCCGAGAACUCAAUGUGGUACGUCCCAACAUAUUACGGCAAGACGUUCCAUCCUAGGUCUCUUGGCCACGAGGCCAUCAGAAAUAAAAUUUAUGAGGUAUGGCAAACACUAGAAUAGUUGGCUAGUUUGGCAUAUUGCUUGCAAUAUUGGUAUGUACAGUACCGAGUUCUCAUUCUGAUGACCACGUACGUACUUUCUAUGCUACGCCUCGUAGAAUAGAGCCUCCUUAGGGAUGACCACGCCCCUUCGUGGUUGCUUUCAGAAUGUCACCGUCCGAGUUACUGGCUCGCCUGAUUUUACAUCUGCAGUCGGGCACUCCGAACUGGUAGCCGCUUCCCCGUCAUUUCUUGAAGAGCUCGUCUUAUUAUCAUAUACUCCAUGUAGUCUGAUCUUCAUUUAUAAUAUAUUGUGACCGAAAAGGUCUGCUAGGUUGAGUAUAGUAUUUGCGGGGAGGAGCGUAAUAACCAAUUACGUGUGCCGGUCCAGCUAAUAGGCAUAAUUUGUUUUAAGGGUCUUUAGAAUAGUGUCCUGGUAUCCCUAAUUAGAUACAAUGUAUCCAAGAUAC
Daldinia vernicosa is the source of this 1933-nucleotide messenger RNA. RefSeq names its product SGNH hydrolase. The transcript has a single exon. The record is from RefSeq and is a predicted model, not a curated record. NCBI's taxonomy places the organism in Eukaryota, Fungi, Ascomycota, Sordariomycetes, Xylariales, Hypoxylaceae. Gene Ontology annotation, biological process: triglyceride catabolic process. Gene Ontology annotation, molecular function: triacylglycerol lipase activity. The coding region runs from base 202 to 1485 and encodes 427 amino acids.